Molecule: messenger RNA, 1923 nt
Organism: Papilio polytes (common Mormon)
Lineage: Eukaryota; Metazoa; Arthropoda; Insecta; Lepidoptera; Papilionidae
Gene: beta-PheRS
Product: phenylalanine--tRNA ligase beta subunit
Exons: 12
Biological process (GO): phenylalanyl-tRNA aminoacylation
Cellular component (GO): cytoplasm; phenylalanine-tRNA ligase complex
Molecular function (GO): RNA binding; ATP binding; phenylalanine-tRNA ligase activity
Source: RefSeq, a predicted model, not a curated record
UCAAAUGUCACUUUCAAUAUACGUCAUUUUUCUAACCUCUACUUAAUCCUAAAGAUAAGUUUUAGUGCAAAUCCUGACUGAAAAGUGAAUUCUACUUAUUUCAACAAACAUUGAGUUAUAUUAGACCUCACUAGGCUCAACAUGCCGACCAUAUCAGUGAAACGAGAUAGUUUAUUCAAAGCUCUUGGACAUACUUACACUGAUGAGGAAUUUGAACAAUUAUGCUUUGAAUUUGGAUUGGAAUUAGAUGAAGUUACAACAGAAAAACAGAUGUUGAUCAAAGAGCAAGGCGACCAGCAGGCAGCAGCGGAUGUCUCUGAAGACAUUCUGUACCGUAUUGACAUCCCUGCCAAUAGAUAUGACUUGUUAUGUCUGGAAGGAUUAGUCAAUGGUAUAUUAGUCUUCCAAGGAAAGAAAUCUCCACCGCAAUAUAAGUUCAGGAAAUAUGAAGACUGCUAUUCAUUGCAUUUAACACCGGCAACAGCACAAAUCAGACCAUAUGCUGUGGCUGCCAUCUUACGAGGAAUUACAUUCACAAAGGAAAGUUAUGAAAGCUUCAUAGAUUUGCAGGAUAAAUUACAUCAAAAUAUAUGUCGUAAGAGAACUCUAGUUGCGAUCGGAACCCACGACCUGGACACUAUUCAGGGACCUUUCGUGUAUGACGCGUUACCACCUAGUGAGAUUAAAUUCAAAGCACUCAAUCAACAGAAAGAAACAACAGCUACGGAACUUAUGGAGUUGUAUUCUAGUCAUCCGCAACUGAAGCAGUACUUAGGCAUAAUAAAGGAUAGUCCUGUCUACCCAAUAAUCAAAGACAGGAAUGGUGUUGUGCUGUCAAUGCCACCGAUCAUCAACAGUGAUCAUUCCAAGAUCACUUUGGACACUAAGAAUGUUUUCAUUGAAUGUACUGCGACGGAUCUUACGAAGGCGAUAGUAGUACUGGACACGAUAGUGUGCAUGUUCUCGGAGCACUGCAGGCCGCAGCACCAGGUACAGCGCUGCAAGGUGUAUGCACCAGACGGCUCCUACCGACUCUACCCCGAGCUGCAGUACAGGGAGGAGACCAUCAAUAUCGACACCGCUAACAGAUAUAUCGGCAUCAAUGAGGACGAGUCCAGUUUGGCCAGUCUACUGUCCCGCAUGUGCCUGACCACGACAGUGUCGCAGGCCGAGCUGCGCGUGCGCGUGCCGCCCACUCGCCAUGACGUCAUACACGCCUGCGACUUGUACGAGGAUAUCGCUAUCGCUUACGGGUGAGUAAACUAUCACGACUUAGUAUCAGCAAAAGGUGACGUACCUGCCAACAAGCUGACAGAGCAGCUGCGGCAGGAGGCGGCGCAUGCGGGCUACACGGAGACGCUCACAUUCACACUAUGUUCAAGAGAAGAUGUGUCAAGUAAACUAGGUGUGAAGAUGGAGGAAGUCCCCGCAGUACUCAUCUCCAACCCCAAGACCCUGGAGUUCCAAGUGGUGCGCACUGAGCUGCUGCCCGGACUGCUGAAGACGUUGGCUGCCAACAAGAAAAUGCCCUUGCCGCUUAAACUGUUUGAGAUCAGUGACGUUGUACUGCAAGAUAAGACUACUGAGACAGGGGCGCGCAACGAGCGUCGCUUGUGCGCGGUGUACUGCGGCAAGGCGGCCGGCUUCCAGCACGUGCACGGCCUGCUCGACACGCUCAUGGCGCUGCUGCGGCAGCCCUGGCACAGCGACACAGGCUACUGCUUGCGACAGAAGGAUCAUCCAACAUACUUCCCUGGCCGUUGUGCAGAAGUUGUACUUCGCGGUGAAGUGAUAGGGAAGAUUGGUGUCAUCCACCCUACUGUGCUUACAGCCUUUGAACUCACCAACCCUUGUUCUGCCCUCGAGAUUACUAUCGAGCCAUUCAUUUAAACUCAAUAUUUAUAAACAAAUUUAUAUUGUUAC